This is a messenger RNA of Chara braunii, 1869 nucleotides long. NCBI's taxonomy places the organism in Eukaryota, Viridiplantae, Streptophyta, Charophyceae, Charales, Characeae. The record is from the annotation of a GenBank genome assembly.
AUGGCGAAGUUGAGGCGAGGGAACAUUGUUUGGAACUUCGUCACCGCGGGGCAGUACGUCGGGGACCAGUCGAAGAUGCAUGGGGACCGAAAGUUGCGUUCCAACUUAUGCGGCCACCUGUUUCAGGGGGGGUCGUCGAAGGCCGCGCGCCAUUUUACGCAGGCGAAGUUCUGCAAGGCUGGGGGGAUGAGAAUUCAUGCGGAACUCUGGAACGGCACGGACUACACAUUCAUGUCGUCCACUGCUCAGCGUGUGCAGAGGUGGAUGGCAGACGAGGGCAUACGGGACACGAGAGCGCCCGCGGGUGGCCAGCGACAGCGGAUGGACGACGCAGAGAGGGACGAGAUUCAGGAUGCCCUCGAUGAGGAGGAGGGCCGCGAGGGUGAGGUCAAGGAGGGGGGGGUGGCAGACGAGGCAGACGAGGGAGUCGAAGAGCCUGACCUGCCAGGGGAGGAGGUGGUGAUGACGUCGAGAGGCGUCGGUCGAGCGGGUCCCGCUCCUGGGGCGCCGCGACCUGAGUUGGAGCGCGCGAGGAGGGAGAAGAGGACAGUGGGGCAGGCUGCCAUCGAGGUGCGCAACACGGACAGGGAGAAGAGGGCUCGGCAGACCACGAUUGACGAGAUGUACGCCAAGGAGAAGUUGGCGGAGUUCACAGACGCGUGGCUGCAGUGGAUCUACGUGAAGGGGUUGCCAUUCAAUGCCUUCCGUGGUCCGGAGUUCCAAAAGGUGCGGCAGACGGCGGAGAGAGUGCCUCGCAGUAUCCAGUUCCGGUUUCCCUCCUUCAGGGUCACAGCGGGCGCCGGUAUCCCUUCGCAGAGGGCGAAGGUCGCGACGAUGGUGAGCGAGGUGCGCGCCGCUUUCUGGCACAGCGGUGCCACCAUGCUCUCCGACGGGAGGAAGUCGCGCAGCGGCAAGCCGCUCAUGAACUUCCUCGUCGUGGGCACCAAUGGCGCCCUGCUAUACGCCACUGUCGCACGCGACGGGCCGACGAGACGCGUUGGAGAGCAUGUUGCACGGGGAUGCUUGGGCACGCAUCUCGUGGGAGCGCAGGCAUGUAUCUCAGGCGCAGUGGGUGCAGCAGCAGAUCCGGGACCGGACGGCAGGGUCGACACCGUGGACCGGACGGCGGCACCCGGAGUUGCGCACAGUGGCGGAUCCCCGCCGACUGUCCGAGGUGGUGUGGGUGGCAGAUGGUCAGCUGUCCGUCGGGUCGGGGACCGGUUGCGAGCGGAUUACGACGCCGGGAGGGGCGUCUUCACGGGACGUACGCCAGUUCAGACGCAGGCUGCGGAGGGUGGGUCCGGACGUCCGAGCCUGCAGAUGGCAGGCCGCAUGCUCGGUUUGUCACGGGCAGAGACGAGGAGAUCAUUGGUCCUUGAGGCCGUAAGGACAUCCACGGACAUGCUGCGGGGAGAGCAGUUCACAUCGGGCGAGGAGGGGUUGUUGAUGCGUGCCGGGACGAGACGACAGCAUGGCCUCUCGGAGGUUGAGGCUCGACUCGCGGCAGGGAUCGCCGCUGGCCAGGCAGCAUUGGACGUGAUUCAGAGGGAGAGAGAGAUGGGGAUUGCUGCACGGGCGGCAGAGGACGAGGACGCAGACACAGAGUCCAAGCCGAUCGAGACUGCGGCCUGCAGACACAGGGCACAGGUGGCCGCGGCAGCCACUGCAGCACAGGCGGCAUACCUCAGCCGGGCACGGGGCACAAGUGCCGGAGGAAGAGGAGGGCGCCGGGGAGGACCGCAUGGCCGCUCGUCCUCCGGGAGAGGCCGCGCGCGCUCUGGAGGGUGAUGACGACGUCCAUGGUUGUUUUUUUUUUUCAUUAGUUUUUUUUGUUUUUUGCGUGGCUGUACAGCCUGGACGCUCUGUCGG